Bacillus rossius redtenbacheri is the source of this 3139-nucleotide messenger RNA. RefSeq lists its product as uncharacterized. The transcript is spliced from 3 exons. NCBI's taxonomy places the organism in Eukaryota, Metazoa, Arthropoda, Insecta, Phasmatodea, Bacillidae. Bases 162 to 701 code for a protein of 179 amino acids. The record is from RefSeq and is a predicted model, not a curated record.
CACUCUCCCUUCGCCAAGGGGCUCGGGAUGUAGACGCGCCGGCGAAAGAACCAUUGUUGGCAGCGGCUCGAAGGGGCGUGUGUCGUUGUGUGCAUGUUCGAGCGUGCCGCGGGCAGCCUGGCGAACACUCGGGGGGGUCCAGCUAACGUCCGACGGCGACCAUGACUGACUGCGCCAACCUCUGGUGUCCGCUGCUGCUACUACUGUUGGCCGCCGCGCGCUCAGGCUCGGCGUUGCGGUGCUACGAGUCGACGUGCACAGAGCAGCUGACGGACUGCGUGCACGACCGCCGCGCCCAGCUCAAGGACUGCACCUUCGAGUCUUUCCGCCGCACCGUGGAGCGCCUGGACUCGCCUUUCCCCUCCCUGGGGCUCGCCAACCGCUCCAUGAUGUGCAUCACGCACGGCGCCGAAGGCAUCGUGUCCCAGACCGGGAGCACCCAGGACGUCAUGCUGAGGAUGUGCUUCCCCGACGUCGCCGGCGUGUGCGACUUCCUGUCGCAGACCACCGACGCCAUCUUCCGCGGCCAUGGCGUCAUCGUCAAGUCGGGCUGCCACUUCUGCCACGUGGACGGCUGCAACCAGCCCCCGCCCCCGCCCCCUCCCCCCGACGAGGACUACAGCGCGGACGCUGCCUCCGCGGGCGCCUCGCCCGUCGCACUUCUCCUGGCAGCGUGCCUCGCCUCGAGUGCGUGGUCCUGACCGCUGAGGUCGCCACCUCGCCACCUCGCUCAACUUCACAAGUUCCACAUUUCCCCACGCGUCUAAGGUUCUCACCAGAUGCUCGAGCAAUCCACGACAGUGAUGCAAGCACCUUUCAGAACUGACAAGCCGCUUUUGGUGGUCCACUCUCAUAUUGCAACCUUAAAAUUUCACACUAAGGCCUGUUUUACAAUGUAAUGGAUAUGAAAAAAAAAAAUUGGAUCCAGACCCCACAAGAUAUAAUGUUUCAAUAUCUGUCAAGUCGCUUCUACAACGCAAGGACCUUAACAAACGGCAACCAAUGACAUUGAACAUCACGGUUUCAGAAAACAAAGUUAAUGAAAAAAAAAAUGUUUGAGAUCUGAGAACAUAAGACGGUCGGGAUUUAUAUAUUUAAUAAAAAUGAACCAGAGUAAUGAUAGAACACUAGUUAUUCUUGUAUCUGAAACAGCUUUCAGUGUAUUAAAGUAACAUGGCUACCACAGCGGCCAAAUGCUAGGAUUCUCUUGGUCACACGGAAUAACUUAAACAAAAGAGCUGAACAAUGAUGAUCUAAUAUGUAUGGGUCCACAUGCGUACUUUGUUCCCCUGAGAUCCAGCUCCGUUCAGGUGAUCCAUCCUUCGUUUGUGACAUUGUAGAAUGGCCUUAGAAAAUAUAACAUGGUUUGAACCUUUUUACACAACAAUUUUUACUGUGUCCUUCAAGUAUUUUAAUUACAUAAAUGUAUUAUUUUAAACUGAUAUUUUACUCAAUACAUAAAAUUAUUUUUGUCAGAAAAAUUAAACUUAUGAAGAUCGUCUGCAGACUAGAAUAACAUGUUUAUGACAUUUAUUGGACCCUUAGUAAUUUCUAAGUAUAUUUUCCAGUAUCCCUCAUAAAUAUAAAUUUAAGGACUUUAUUAAGGUGCCGAGUGAAUUCUAGCUUCUUCACAUUCUUCCAUGCUACCUUGAAGACGAAGCCCUGCGCUGCAAAGAUCCCCGUACAUUUUCUGGCAAUACUUUUUUUUUUUUGUAAACAAAGGAGCCAUUGAAACACCAGGUGUACAGUAGUGAUCCAGGUAUGCAAGAUGAAUACGUGACUCAGGGAAGGUUUGCUAAAGAAAAUAACUGAUUCUUUAUGACGUUUUGAUUACCAUAUAGACAGCUUACUCGCCGUGAAUGGGUUUCCCACACAUCUUCUUGAAAUUGUCAUAAAAUCCUACAAGAGAAAUAAAAUGGUUUCAGACAAGCUGUUGAGUGUUUGAGAAGUUUGAGAGCGAAAAGCGGUAAUAGCGAUGGCAUAUCAUGGCCAAACAUCGCUCCGAAAAUGCAACUUUAAGAAUGAAGCUUAUUCACAAGAUUAAGUGCUAACCUAUACAUUAAAAUACAGCCUGAUAAAAUAAAAUAUUCUAAAAUCCAAACUGUGUCAAAACAGAAGUUUCAGAUACAUUAAAGCAUUUCAGACUAACAACUAGAAAUUGCUAUCAUGCAAAAAACCCAAAAGGAAAUACUAAGGCCCAAAGUACAUAGAAAACACACAGAAGGUGCAUCAUUUAGCAAAACGGCUAGUGAUCCCCAAGGGCAGAAAGUGGGACUUAAUCACGUAUGAAAUAAAUCUUUAGGUCAUUAAUAUACUGUAACCAAAUCUCCAACAUAAUUGGGCAAAUUUAUGGUCCUAAUGAUGCAAGUCGUUGCACGGUUUUCACAAAUGUAUCUGCAUUGUCAGGGAGUACUGUUUGUGAAGGUUCCCAGGUUGGUUUUCGUCAAGAGAGUAAGUCCAAGAACACACAAAAUCAAGAUGCUGAUGCUGAUUGCAUGUAAAAUUUUAGUGAAAUAAUUAUGUUUUUGAAGCUCAUACCUAAACACUUGCUUUUUAAUCACAUAACCAAACACAAUGUAUAUCUCCAGUUUCUUUCACGUGGUAUAUUACAUAUUUCCUUCAUGGUUAUGAGGUGAUUGUAAAUAGGUACCUAAUUAUUUUUUUUACCAAGCUUUUUUGUAUUACUUAACUACUGAUAUUUUUAAACAGUUUGUUCACUUCCUAUGAAAAUUUGAACCAGCAUUAGUAACAAAAAUAAUGUAGUUACUGUAUCAUAAAAGCUCUUCGAUGUAAAGUGAAUUAUGUUGUUCCUAUACAAAUGUACUUACUCUAAAUAUUUUAAUUUUUAGUUUAGUUUGUGAUGUCUUUGUCUUAUAACUUUUACAUUUUUCUUCCAUGACCAUCAAUACUGAAAAAAAGCUACUUCACAUUUUUUUUUAAACUCUUUCUCGAGGGUCUGUAUCUGGUUACACAGUGCCUAAAGUAAGUUUACCACAUUAGACUGAAAAAUGGUUGUGGUUAUCCAUAAGGUUUUUAUGCAUGUUCAUGGAAACUAAGAACCAACAUUUGGAAACUGCCGUCCGAAGAACUGAUAUUUUGUACAUAUUUCACACACAAAUAAAAUACAUUUUAUUACUGC